CAUCGCAACAAUGUGGGAAAUACUGGAGUGGCCAGAAUCAUACCUUUACACCCCUCCAUACCAGACCUCGCACCUUCCACGGGCCACCAAAGCCAUGGGCAGGAAAACCCAAAAGACACCACUGAGCACAAACAAUGACACUCAGGAUAUAGGCGCAAUGCUACAGCUCCCAACAGUCACAAAGAUGGCGCCGGAGAAACCCGAGGGCCAGAGCGACCAUGAGGGACUUGCAUUAGGAUCUGGAAGUACUCAUGCAUAG
Messenger RNA from Pelobates cultripes (western spadefoot toad), 259 nucleotides. The record is from the annotation of a GenBank genome assembly. NCBI's taxonomy places the organism in Eukaryota, Metazoa, Chordata, Amphibia, Anura, Pelobatidae.